Molecule: messenger RNA, 2507 nt
Organism: Geodia barretti
Lineage: Eukaryota; Metazoa; Porifera; Demospongiae; Tetractinellida; Geodiidae
Source: the annotation of a GenBank genome assembly
UUCCGGGAAAAAGUCGUCAGGUCGUCGCGAGGACCAUGUCUCUAGUGGAGCGAGCUCCCAGCGAGCAGGAGAGUUUUUCACCUCUGUCCAGGACCGAGUCCUCCAUGUCCGACAGCAGCUCUGAACGAGACGCCGGAGAAGCAGUGGGCAAAUCAGCAAACAAGAGAUACUGCGACAGGCUCACCUCCGAAGACACAUUGACCAGUUACUGGGAGAGAAAGCUUCAAGCAGACGAAGAGGUGGCAAAACAAGAAGAGUCAUUGGCUGCAUGCAGAGAGAAUUUGAAGUCACUGCAUCGUCAGUGUGCCGAGCUGCAGCACAGAGUUUCUGAAUUGGAGAGAUUCAAUCGGAGAGUGGGAGAUGGGGAGGGAGGGAAAAGAGGAGGAGAAGGGGAGGGAGGAGAAGGGAAGGGAGUGGCAAGCUGCGGGUUUCUAAAGGCUCAGCUAAGGAGGGUGAAGGGGGAGAUCGAAAGAGAGGAAAAUGCAGAGGAAGACCUCAUGGAGAACUUGAAAGCGGCCCAGUUGGAGCUGUCGGCUGCUACAAUGGCCUAUUCGGACUACCGCGAGACGGAGGAGGAGCUGAGAGUGAGAGAGAGACAAGCACAGACAGCGAAGAACCUCCAGGCACUCCAGAGGCUCCAGACACAGACCAGAAUGAGGGUCAACACCCACCGCGUCAAGAAAUCCCAGGAAAGAUUGGAGGAGAGUUCUCGGAGACUCGAAGAGACCAGAACCAGAGAGGCAAUCGAGAGGGCUCGACAGACCAUGAGAGAUGGUCAGGCAUUCCUGCAGAAGACGCUUGAGCAGCGACGAACGAGGGAGCAGGAGGAGAGGGAGAGGGAGAGAGGGGAGAGUGAGCGGAGGUUGACAGCUGUGCUGAGUCUCAAGAGGAACAUUGAAAAUAGUGAAGGUACGAUCCAGGCUCUUCAGCUGUUGCAGGAAGAGCGGAACAAAAAGACCAGACUGCGUGAGGAGAGGCUGCGGACCCAGGCAGCCACUCAGGGAGACAAUCCUGACGAGGUGGUUGAGUCUUCAUCUGAUGAAUAUGAUGGUGAUGAAAGAGAGGGAGAGAGGAGAGAGGGAGAGGCUAGUGGCGAAACUCUGGCCCAGCCUGAAAUCAAUGGACUCUGGAGCCUACACUCAGAGACUGCAGCACAGCAAAGCCACAAAAUUGAAGAAGAAGGGGAAGAAGGAGAAGAGGUGAAGGAUGGAGGGACAAAGGGAAGGAAGAAAGAGAGGAGCAAACUGGAGCAGAAGACGCUGACAGGCGUGAUUGAUAACCUACGACAGAGCAUUGUAAAGAGGCAGGUCGUUGCAGGCAGAGAAUUCAAGGGGCCCCCAUUCACCAGCAAGCCAGAGGUAGUUGAGUUCAGAGAUUUCUCGCCAGGAGAAAGGCUAAAGCUGAGACUAGUCCUCACCAACGUGACCUACACUGUCAACCACUGCAAACUGGUCGGGAUCUCACCUCAUCUGAAGGAUUUCAUCUCAGUCGAUUUUAACCCUCCUGGAGCUAUGUCUGCUGGGCUCACAUGUCACAUGACAGUCACAUUUGAACCAAAGCUAAACAAGGAUCUGACUGGGGAGAUAGAGAUGCUCACACAGACUGGUCCAUUCUCCAUCCCCGUUCGCUGCACCACUCGCAAGUGUCACCGUCGGAGCCACAGGAGGAGAGCAGUGAGGGAGAUGGAAGAGGAGGAGGAGAUUGUGUAGAGGUGGAUUUUGGGAGGGUGUGUGUCGGUGAGACAGUCCGGGGGUCCAUUCUCCUCCGCAAUGAUGGAGCUCUACCAACUGAGUUCUCCAUCACUUCCAGUACACACAGCAAACCAAAGCUACUGAGUCCAGAGAGAAGUGAGUCGGUGGGAGAGUCUGUGAGUGGAGCAUCAUCGAGCCAUUCCAGUCUGCCCAGUGUCAUGAGUGAAGUCAGGGGAGACUGGGGAGCGGUAGCCAGACUCAAAUCCAGUCACAGGCCUGCCAGUCAGUCUACCGGUGAACUACCUCAGUUAGUGUUUGGCCAACAGCAAGCUGAUCACUCUGCUACUACUGAAACUGAAUCUUCCAACACCGACAAGUCAAGGCCUGGCAAAAGGUCUGGCGGACCUAGCAAGCCAGCCGCACCAGUCAAGCUGGACCAAAAACUCACCAAACCAAACCAAAAACCGGUUGAACAGGGCCACAAGUCCACCUCGCAAGACCAAAAACCAAUCAUACCAGUCAAACAGGCAGCCACAGAAGACCAGAUGGGCUCAUCGCAGGAGAACUACACACACUGACACGCUGAGAGCAGGGAGGGAGAAAUAUCAGCCGAAGAGAAAGAAAAGGAAACACCAGCUGAAUCUUCUACUAAGGAGGAGAACAUUUCACCUGCAAUAGUGAUAGAGAAGAACCAAGCAGGGUAUCUGGAUGGAUACAGUAGCUGCAGAGUGGACCUGGCUUUCUCUCCAACCACGGCCUCUCCCUCUUCUCAAAUCUUCACCAUUUCCUUCACUCAGACUGGAGUCAAGCCUGUAA